UCUGAGUGUAUAGAAAUGUGCUGUUGUUGCUCAGCCCUCCGUAGGCGGCGCUGCAAAUGUCAAAAUAGUAGAGAAAAGGUGCUAGAGGAAAUUCUGCAAGUUCUCAAAAAUGCUACGAUUAGCAACAAAUAUAGCAUACCGAUGGAGUGCCACGCUGUGCAGAAUGAAUGCAAAAGCUGUAACAGCAGAAUGUCCAAAAGUUCUACACCGCAACUUAUCCUCGUGCUACAUCCAAGCUCAUUACCAGCCACAACCACAAAUCUCCUGCGGGCUAAGCUGUAAUCCCCGUAUCCUGGACAUUGCUAGGUCUGUGCCAGCAAUACAUCAGCAAAGCCGAGGAGUUACAAAGUUUUCAAUGCACAGCGGAAAGAGGAAGUCCGUAAAGGCAGUGCUGAAGAGAUUUCAACGUCUAGAUUGGGGUAUUUGGAUCCGCACACGUACUGGAAGAUUUAAGCACCUGUGGCGCAAGACAUCAAGCAGGAAGAGGCGUCUGCAGAAGCACGUCUUUGUCAACUCCACGCAAGCUUGGAUGCUCGAUAAGAUGGUGACAAAGUUCUGGAGAACUCCAAAGUACUACGUUGACGAUCCCUACCGUCCCUAUCACUCACGCGAGGAAUUCCUCUACACCAAGAAGAAAACGGAUCAUUUCUGAUCACCUACGCAAUUUAUUUGCUUUUGUAGAAAAAUAGAUUAACAACUAAUCAUCCUUGA
Lutzomyia longipalpis is the source of this 711-nucleotide messenger RNA. RefSeq names its product 39S ribosomal protein L35, mitochondrial (gene mRpL35). Gene Ontology annotation, cellular component: ribosome; mitochondrion. The transcript is spliced from 2 exons. Lineage: Eukaryota; Metazoa; Arthropoda; Insecta; Diptera; Psychodidae. Gene Ontology annotation, molecular function: structural constituent of ribosome. Gene Ontology annotation, biological process: translation. The coding region runs from base 110 to 652 and encodes 180 amino acids. The record is from RefSeq and is a predicted model, not a curated record.